AUGAUAACAUUUAUGGAAGCAAAAGAGAAAUUGAAAGAGGAGGCUGGCAAGUGCUUAGAUUCUCAGUUAUGGCAUGCCUGCGCCGGUGGCAUGGUCCAAAUGCCGGCAGUGAAUUCUAAGGUCUUCUACUUCCCUCAAGGCCAUGCCGAGCAUGCGUGUGAGCCUGUUGAUUUCAGGAACUCUCCCUAUGUUUCUCAUACUCUAUGCAGAGUCUUGGCUGUCAAAUUCAUGGCUGAUCCUGAAACUGACGAGGUCUUUGCUAAAAUUAGGUUGGUUCCAAUUAAUUCUAAUGAACUCGAUUUGGAUGACCAAGAAGUUGCAGUUAAUGGUGGAGUGGAGGCCGCACAAGACAAUAAUAAGCCGGUUUCUUUUGCCAAGACACUGACUCAAUCUGAUGCAAAUAAUGGUGGAGGUUUCUCCGUGCCAAGGUACUGCGCUGAGAUGAUUUUUCCACGUUUGGAUUACACAGCAGAUCCACCUGUGCAGACCCUUCUUGCUAAGGAUGUUCACGGUGAGACAUGGAAGUUCAGGCAUAUCUAUAGAGGGACACCGAGAAGGCAUCUUUUGACAACUGGAUGGAGCCCAUUUGUGAAUCAUAAGAAGCUUGUUGCUGGUGAUUCUGUUGUAUUUUUGAGGGCGGAGAAUGGAGAUCUUUGCGUUGGUGUUCGAAGAGCUAAGAGGGCGAUUGGUGGUGGACCUGAAUCCUUGUGGAAUCCGGCUGGUGGGAAUUCUGCAGUGCCUUAUGGGGGUUUUAGCGCGUUCUUAAGGGAAGAUGAGCAUAAGUUGAUGAGAAAUGGAAGUGGCAAUGGCAAUGGUUUGAAGUCAAAUGAAAGUUUGAUGGGGCGAGGGAAAGUAAGGGCUGAAUCGGUUAUUCAAGCUGUUACUCUUGCUGCAAAUGGACUGCCUUUUGAGGUGGUUUACUACCCUCGAGCCAAUACUCCUGAGUUCUGUGUGAAGGCCUCGUUGGUAAAAACAGCAAUGCAGAUCCAGUGGUGUUCAGGGAUGCGGUUCAAGAUGGCCUUUGAAACUGAGGACUCUUCCCGGAUUAGUUGGUUCAUGGGAACUGUUUGUUCUGUUCAGGUUGCUGAUCCUCUUUGUUGGCCUGAUUCACCAUGGAGACUUCUCCAGGUUACAUGGGAUGAGCCUGAUUUGCUUCAAAAUGUGAAACGUGUUAGCCCAUGGCUAGUGGAAUUGGCAUCAAAUAUGUCUGCCAUCCAUUUUUCCCCCUUCUCAUCACCAAGGAAGAAGUUGAGACUUCCGCAACACCCGGAUUUUCCCAUUGACGGUCAAUUUCCCAUGACGAUAUUUUCCGGCAACCUCCUUGGGCCCAGCAGUACCUUUGGUUGUCUAUCUGACAACACUCCUGCUGGCAUGCAGGGAGCCAGGCAUGCUCAUUAUGGUCUACCAUUAUCAGAUUUCCACCUCAAUAAACUGCAUACAGGUCUACUUCGGGCUGGUUUCCCUCCACCGCUUGAUCAUACUGCUUCACUCCCUAAACCCUCAAAUGUCCAAGCCAUUCAAAAGCCUAGCGUGAGUGAGGAUGUUUCUUGUGAGCUGACCAUGGCGCAUUCUUGCCAGACUUCAAAGAAAGCUGAUGAUGUGAAGAUACCUCAGCUUAUACUUUUUGGUCAACCAAUACUUGCUGAGCAGCAGACCUCUUUUAGCUUCUCUGGUAAUGCUGCCUCAACUGUUCUUACUGGAAAUAGUUCUUCUGAAGGAAAUUUAGAUAAGAUGGCAAAUUUUUCUGAGGGCUCUGUGUCCACUUUUCAUCACCAAGGCCGACCAGAGCGCUCCUUGUGUGAAGGAUUGCAAUGGAAUAGGGACAACCACCAAAAGAGUCAGCUAUCCUUAGAGACUGGUCACUGUAAAGUUUUCCUGGAAUCAGAAGAUAUAGGUCGCACGCUUGACCUUGCAUUGCUUGGAUCUUACGAGGAGUUGUAUAGAAAGCUGGCUGACAUGUUUGGCCUAAGGAAUUCUGAGAAAUUUGGCAAUUUGGUUUAUCGUGAUGUUAAUGGCAUUACCAAACACAUUGGCGAGGAACCAUUCAGUGACUUCUCCAAAACAGCAAGGAGGCUGACAAUUGUAACAGAUUCAAGAAGUGAUAAUGUAGGAAUGUGCAGGAAGAAAUAA
Molecule: messenger RNA, 2130 nt
Organism: Dovyalis caffra
Lineage: Eukaryota; Viridiplantae; Streptophyta; Magnoliopsida; Malpighiales; Salicaceae
Source: the annotation of a GenBank genome assembly